This is a messenger RNA of Tupaia belangeri chinensis (Chinese tree shrew), 3232 nucleotides long. RefSeq names its product forkhead box L2 (gene FOXL2). The record is from RefSeq and is a predicted model, not a curated record. NCBI's taxonomy places the organism in Eukaryota, Metazoa, Chordata, Mammalia, Scandentia, Tupaiidae. Gene Ontology annotation, biological process: regulation of transcription by RNA polymerase II; anatomical structure morphogenesis; cell differentiation. The transcript is spliced from 7 exons. Bases 1 to 1104 code for a protein of 367 amino acids. Gene Ontology annotation, molecular function: RNA polymerase II cis-regulatory region sequence-specific DNA binding; DNA-binding transcription factor activity, RNA polymerase II-specific.
AUGAACUACGUGACCCCAGUGAGUGUGAGGUUCAGAGUCACUGCGAAGGAAAUGGAUGGAGACGCCCCUGCGUGGAGCAGCACGGAGUCCCCAGGUGCAGCCGCGGUGACCGGUUACCGCAGAGGCCUACCCACACCGAGGGGGUCGAGGGGAUCGAAGCGGCCUCGGUCCCUCUCCCCGCGCAGGAGUGAGAAGCCGCGCAGGUUUCAGAGCCCCGCUAGGAAAGGCGCCCGCGGGGCCUGGCUCAGAGACCUGGAGGGGAGCGCAGAGGACCGCCGUGCACUUCCCGGCCUGCAUCUCCUCGUCUGGUCUCCGAGCUCUCCACUGUGCACGGCGGUGCAGACGGAGCAGAGGGACAUCUACGUGGUACUAAAGCACACACCCACCCUUCGCUCCAACCGCUCGCUGAACACCGGCCCGGCCACGGCGGACUCGACCCGGGCCCUUGGCAUCUCCCAGCGUGGUCGCAACGCCAGCACCCGCAGAUCUCAAGGGCUCGUGAGAGUCUCCCCCGGGCCGGAGGGCGCCGCGGGGGCCCGGCUGCCCCCGGAGACCGGUCGCGCAGGGAAGGAGCCCGAGGCGGCGCCGCCGAGCCCGGGCAAAGGCAGCGGGGCGGGCGGGCCGGCCGCGGAGAAGCCGGACCCGGCGCAGAAGCCGCCGUACUCGUACGUGGCGCUCAUCGCCAUGGCCAUCCGCGAGAGCGCCGAGAAGAGGCUCACGCUGUCGGGCAUCUACCAGUACAUCAUCGCCAAGUUCCCGUUCUACGAGAAGAACAAGAAGGGCUGGCAGAACAGCAUCCGCCACAACCUCAGCCUCAACGAGUGCUUCAUCAAGGUGCCGCGCGAGGGCGGCGGCGAGCGCAAGGGCAACUACUGGACGCUGGACCCGGCCUGCGAGGACAUGUUCGAGAAGGGCAACUACCGGCGCCGCCGCCGCAUGAACCCUGCCAGCCCAGCCACCGCGGCGCCCCCGGCGCCCGCGCCCACCAGCGCCCCGGGCCUGCAGUUCGCCUGCGCCCGGCAGCCAGAGCUCGCCAUGAUGCAUUGCUCCUACUGGGACCACGACAGCAAGACCGGCGCGCUGCACUCGCGCCUCGAUCUCUGAGAGCCCGUCGCAGGCCGGCGCCGUCGGAUGCAGGGACGCGCGACAGCAGCUCUGCCCGCCACCGCGGUCAGCCAGAACGUGCGUCCGCCCGGGCCGCCUCCGAGCCAGCGCCCGCGGCCGGUCUGCGCCCCCUUGCUCCCCUCCGCUCCUUUGUCCCCUCCGCUUCUCCCGUGCUCGCUCCCACUCUCUGCGCCCUCUCUGCUCCGACCCGAGGCCGCCUCUCCGCGCGCGUUCGUUCUCCAGGCCUCGCCUGCUCCCGGCGCCCCGGCGUCUCGGCUGGACACCCCACGCCAGAAUUCACCGUGGAGAGACAGCGCCCGCGCCCGGGUGCAGCCGGGUCCGCGGCGCGGAUCUCCUGGCCUUCUCUCGCAGGUCGGUGCGCUCCCACUCCGCGUUCCCGGCCCGGCUGCGGCGCGGUCUGGGCUAGAGGCACCGGGGUAGGCUGCGACCGGACCCGCGUGGCGCCAGAAAGGGACAGAUGUGUCUGUUUGCCCCGAGAACCCUUUUGGAGCUGUUCUGAGGCCUCUUGCCGCAGGACCCACCCGGCCGGAAAGAGGUUGGGACCAAGCGGGGAGACGAGGCAGCCCCCUCUGCGGCCUGCGCUCGGGUCUACGCCACAUCCCAGCACCGGGGUUUCCUCCCCUCUCCAUCCCGGCUCCUGGGCACCUCCAGAACCCGGCGGCUGGCGAGUGUUUUGCUAAAAUGAUCGAAGGGGCUUUUUUAGAUACAAUUUAAAAAAAAAUUAUUUUAAGGAAACAAAAUUCACCGAGAAAACCUGCGAAGCACUGUGGCCUUGAAGUUUGCUAAAGCCACCAUAAAAAUCAAAAGCUUUAGUGUUCCUCAUCUUCUCUUUGGGAAGAAUCGCAGUAAAGUUCCCGUUGGGUCUUCAAAAAGCUGUGUUCAGAGAGGUAGGAGAAUACGCCCAGUGAAAGAUGUCUGCUUCCUCGAAUUGGGGGAGUUUACCCCUCUCCCGAUCUGGAAAAAAAAAAUCAAAUUCUAAUUUCCCCAGAUCUUCCGAUGAAAGUCCACGACGCCGGGAGGUCACUGCGUGGCUGGCGCGUCCUGGAGGGCUAGCACGCCCCUCUCCCUCUCCGAGUUUUUGUUUUGCAAACGUCUUGCUUCUCCCACCUUGGGAAGGAGAACUGUGAAGCCAGGCCCCGGUCAGCGGUGGACUGGUGGCCCGGACUGUGGCCCUGAGCCAUCAGCACGAAAACCCUAGACCAGAUUGUCUUGUAGUUUGUCGUUUGGGGGACCAAAUUUUCUAGAGAGAACUAGAGCACUUUUGUUGUACUUUUUUUUUUUUUUUUUUUUUUGCCUUGUCAAUUCUCGAAUAAAUUUUUUGUUCUUUCUUUUAACACGGACUUCUUAUUUCUGUCGCACCUACAUUAGUGCAGAAGCUAGUUAAAAGAGGGAAAAGAUUUUCAGCAAAAAUGUCUCUUUUGCAGAGCUAGCGAAACAAGAGUUGAGGACAGCCAGGGCGGUGGGCGUUUGUGGCGGCGCUGCGGCUUUGUUUUCCUAGGGAUUGUUUGUUUUCUGUGUCCUCGCCGGUCUGUUGUGGCUGUUUAACCUCGGGGGGAGCUGAUCUGCCGUGGGCUGUUUACUGGGCCUGUCUGUAGGUAGCAUUAGUUCUAUUUUGCACCUAUGCAAAUCUGGAUUUUACCUCUUAUAUCAUUGUACUAGGUGCAUAUAAUCCUCGUUCUUUUGUUUUCCAAAUCCACGGGAGCAGCCUGAAGAGUUUAUUCAAAGUAGAUAAAAUCUUGGUUGUGGAAAUGCGUGGUAACCUCAAACCUCUGUACAAAUGUAAUGAACGGAUUCCUUUCUUAUUUUUAAUCAUGGAAAUUCACUUACCUUGAGAUAUGGUAAGAGAUGUGGGGGUUGAACGUACUGAGUUGCUGGAAAAAAAAUCAUCUUUCUUUCUCUUCCUUGUCUGAGAUCUUCAAAUAACGAAUUAAGAGCCUUGCGUCCGUCAGCACACACAGGUGUUUGAUCUGGGUGCAAUCUGACUCUUUUCCGUGGAUUAGAAGUGGUCAACCUUCAGUAUUCUGAUGGGGUGACAAGUACGUGACUUGGGCGCAGCUGGGUCCAGACCCCAGCCCAGGCAUGUGUCUCUCACCCGCACCCUCCAUUU